AUGGCGGCCAACAACAUGAAUAACCCGGCGGUGGACCCCAACACCGAGGAUGAGGUGUUUGCCCGGGAGGUCGAGGAGGUUAAGAAGUGGUGGAGCGACUCAAGAUGGAGGCAUACCAAGCGCCCCUUCACUGCUGAGCAGAUCGUCUCCAAGAGAGGCAACCUCAAGAUCGAGUACCCAAGCAACACGCAGGCCAAGAAGCUGUGGGCUAUCCUCGAGGGGAGGUUCAAGAACCGAGAUGCUAGUUACACCUACGGCUGCUUGGAACCCACCAUGCUCACCCAGAUGGCCAAAUACCUCGACACCGUCUACGUCUCUGGAUGGCAGUCCUCCUCGACCGCCUCCGCCUCAGACGAGCCCGGCCCGGAUCUGGCUGACUACCCCUACACCACCGUCCCCAACAAGGUGGCCCACCUUUUCAUGGCACAGCUCUUCCACGACCGCAAGCAGCGCCAAGAGCGCCUGACGACGCCCAAGGCACAACGGGCCAACCUGGCCAACAUCGACUACCUGCGGCCCAUUAUCGCGGAUGCAGACACGGGCCAUGGCGGCCUGACGGCCGUGAUGAAGCUCACCAAGCUGUUCAUUGAGAAGGGCGCCGCCGGCAUCCACAUCGAGGACCAGGCUCCCGGCACCAAGAAGUGCGGACAUAUGGCGGGCAAGGUGCUGGUCCCCAUCAGCGAGCACAUCAACCGCCUGGUGGCGAUCCGGGCGCAAGCCGAUAUCAUGGGCUCGAACCUCCUCGCUGUUGCCCGCACGGACGCCGAGGCUGCCACGCUCAUCAGCACCACGAUCGACCCCCGCGACCACGCCUUCAUCCUCGGCACCACAAACCCAAACCUCCAGCCCCUCAACGACCUCAUGAUGGCCGCCGAGGCAGCAGGCAAGACAGGCGAGCAGCUGCAGGCGAUCGAGGACCAGUGGCUGUCGCAGGCGGGUCUGAAGCGGUUCGACGAGGCCGUGGUGGAGGCUGUCCAGAAGGGCACGCAUGUGGACAAGAAGGGGCUGGCGGCCGAGUACCUGAAGCAGUCCAAGGGCAAGUCGCUCACCGAGGCGCGGGCGCUCGCCAGAGGCCUGCUGGGCGUCGAGGUCUUUUUCGACUGGGACGCACCCAGGACCCGCGAGGGGUACUACCGUCUCAAGGGCGGCUGCGACUGUGCCAUCAACCGGGCCAUCGCGUAUGCGCCCUAUGCGGAUGCCAUCUGGAUGGAGAGUAAGCUGCCAGACUACAAGCAGGCCGAGGAGUUUGCCAAGGGCGUGCAUGCCGUCUGGCCUGAGCAAAAGCUGGCGUACAACCUCUCGCCCUCGUUCAACUGGAAGACGGCGAUGCCCCGCGCAGAGCAGGAGACGUACAUCCGCCGUCUGGCGUCGCUGGGCUACUGCUGGCAGUUCAUCACGCUGGCGGGCCUGCACACGACGGCGCUGAUCAGCGACCAGUUCGCCAAGGCGUACGGGCAGGUCGGCAUGCGCGCGUACGGCGAGCUGGUGCAGGAGCCCGAGAUGGAGCACGGCGUCGACGUGGUCAAGCACCAGAAGUGGAGCGGUGCCACCUAUGUCGACGAGCUGCAGAAGAUGGUCACCGGCGGCAUCAGCAGUACGGCGGCCAUGGGUAAAGGCGUGACUGAGGAUCAGUUUCAUUAGUGACAUUAACUGUUACUGUCAGCGUGGUGAUAGAAUGUAAAGAAGAGAUGCUGGAGCGUGUGCUUUUCCCUCUCUUCCCUCUCUUUUCCUUCUUCUCUCCUUCCUGUAUCUCUCUCUCUCUCUCUCUCUCUCUCUCUCUCUCUCUCUCUCUCUCUCUCUGUGUGUGUGUGUGUAUGUAUGUCUCUUCCUGUGUCAUAUAUGUUAGCUGAGGCAUCAAGCACUCUGGUAUUGAGUCGUUGCUUAGCCUGGAUUAGAAGAGAGGGCAAAUACACACCAGUGAUGUUUGU
Messenger RNA from Cryphonectria parasitica EP155, 1928 nucleotides. Its product is annotated as isocitrate lyase. Lineage: Eukaryota; Fungi; Ascomycota; Sordariomycetes; Diaporthales; Cryphonectriaceae. The record is from RefSeq and is a predicted model, not a curated record. Bases 1 to 1641 code for a protein of 546 amino acids. Gene Ontology annotation, molecular function: isocitrate lyase activity. Gene Ontology annotation, biological process: carboxylic acid metabolic process. The transcript has 5 exons.